This is a messenger RNA of Penicillium oxalicum, 216 nucleotides long. RefSeq lists its product as uncharacterized. The transcript has 3 exons. NCBI's taxonomy places the organism in Eukaryota, Fungi, Ascomycota, Eurotiomycetes, Eurotiales, Aspergillaceae. The coding region runs from base 1 to 216 and encodes 71 amino acids. The record is from RefSeq and is a predicted model, not a curated record.
AUGAAAAGCGCCUUGCAAUUACUCGCGAGUCCUCGGCUCGCGCUACUCGCGAACCGGCUCGCACUUCUGGCUCGAACUCGCGAGCCGAAGACUCGCGAGUUCGAGUCAGAAAGUCCGGCUCGCGAGCCGUACGACGUCUUUCCGGCUCGCGAGUUCGAGCCAGAAGUGCGAGCCGGCUCGCGAGUCGAGUCCAAGAAGCCGGCUCGCCGCGAGUAA